This is a messenger RNA of Athene cunicularia (burrowing owl), 780 nucleotides long. RefSeq names its product claudin 18 (gene CLDN18). The record is from RefSeq and is a predicted model, not a curated record. Gene Ontology annotation, biological process: cell adhesion; bicellular tight junction assembly. Gene Ontology annotation, cellular component: bicellular tight junction; plasma membrane. The coding region runs from base 1 to 780 and encodes 259 amino acids. NCBI's taxonomy places the organism in Eukaryota, Metazoa, Chordata, Aves, Strigiformes, Strigidae. Gene Ontology annotation, molecular function: structural molecule activity. The transcript has 5 exons.
AUGUCUGUGACUAUAUGCCAGUCCAUGGGCUUUGUGGUGUCUGCUCUAGGAAUAGGAGGCAUCAUCGCGUCAACAUGCAUGGACCAGUGGAGCACCCAAGACCUGUACAAUAACCCGGUGACGGCAGUGUUCAACUACCAGGGCCUCUGGCGCACAUGUGUCCGGGAGAGCUCCGGCUUCACCGAAUGCCGCAGCUACUUCACCAUCCUGGGGCUGCCAGCAAUGUUCCAGGCUGUGAGGGCACUCAUGAUUGUGGGUAUUGUCCUGGGCAUCCUUGGCCUCCUUGUGUGCAUUUUCGCUCUGAAAUGCAUCCGUAUUGGCAGCAUGGAGGAUUCUGCAAAAGCCAACAUGACUCUGACCUCUGGCAUCAUGUUUAUUGUUGCUGGCCUGUGUGCCAUCACUGGAGUGUCUGUGUUUGCCAACAUGCUGGUCACAAACUUCUGGAUGUCCACAGCCAACAUGUACCAGGGAAUACAGAAUGUCCAGAACAGGUACACCUUUGGCUCAGCUCUCUUUGUUGGUUGGGUGGCAGGUGGCCUGGCCCUCGUAGGAGGCAUCAUGAUGUGCCUUGCUUGCAGAGGGCUGAUUCCAGAAGAAUCCCGUUACAAAGCGGUGUCCUACAAUGCAUCAGGACGGAAUAUCUCCUACAGAACGGGGCCGUAUAAGGUUGGUUCAGGCUAUGAACCUGAAACGAAGACUAGGAAGGGUGCGGGAUAUGAAGAAGCUCCUCGAAGUGAGGAUGGAAGACGCUCAUACCCUUCAAAAUACGAUUAUGUCUAG